Molecule: messenger RNA, 4293 nt
Organism: Leptidea sinapis
Lineage: Eukaryota; Metazoa; Arthropoda; Insecta; Lepidoptera; Pieridae
Gene: smg
Product: protein Smaug
Exons: 7
Coding region: 261-1970 (569 amino acids)
Biological process (GO): regulation of mRNA stability; nuclear-transcribed mRNA poly(A) tail shortening; negative regulation of translation
Cellular component (GO): P-body
Molecular function (GO): translation repressor activity; mRNA binding; protein binding
Source: RefSeq, a predicted model, not a curated record
CUUGGAUACUAAAAAAAAGUAAAAAUUGAGCGAUCCUUCAAAUCAAGAAUCAAGUUUGUAUUUAUUGUUAUUUAUAUACGUAUAAUUUAUCACAUUAACGAUUAAGAUAGCGCAUUCCAAUUUCCACCUCAACCCUGUGUCCCAAUAUUUAUAAAAAUCCGAAAUAAGAAAACGCCGAUAGUUGAAAUAAAAUCGAGAUCAGCUGGCUCCUGACGUGUAUCGAAGACAAACAAACCUACUAGUGAUAUGCUGUUUUAAAGAUGAACGGCACGUUUUACGAGCAGUUAGGGGGUGUUACUGGGGUUUUCGACCAGUGGGGCACGUGUGAGCGCACAGUGGUAGCCUGCACCCUAGCACGGCGGGUGCCUUGGCCGGGACUGCGGUUGGUUCAGAGAGCAGUAGAGGCUGCCUUACAGAAUCAUGUGGAAGACGAGCGUGUCGAAAGGGAUGCUAAUGACGAAGCAGUUAUAGCUAGCUUAUUGGCGGCAAGAGCUGAUGAUGAUGACGAGGAAGAAAGUGAGCGCCUUAGAAGGGUGUUGACAUUGCUGCCAUUAUUGCAUACGGACAAUGAGCGAGCCAAAAAUGUGUAUGUGAGCGCGGCACCUGCAGUGGUGCAGAGAUGCGUGGAUACACCACGCCCCACAGCUGCGCCCGAACUGUGUCGCCAGCUGCUCUCAUAUCUACUCAUCCACCCAGCACUGACACACCAUGACCAAAGAACAUUGACACAAUGGCUCCGCUAUUUAGAAAAUAAUAUGUCAAGCAACAGAAACCCAGAAUCGGUUUGGCCACAGAGAAUAGACCAAUGUAUCCUACCAGAAACUAACAUUUGGAGAUCGAAUAGCACCUUCAGACGGACCAUCGGCAAGAAUGUCGAGUUCAGAGGCAUUCUAGACUCGAUAGACCCACCUUACACUGAUUUGUUACAAGAGUCUUUCUCAAAAAAUGGAAGAGACGUAGACAUUAGCGUAGACGGAGAUAUUUUAAACUUUGACGCAACUAUCGGUCUAUCGAAGAACCAAAGAUCGAACAGCUUGACGCCGCCUUCAACGAACUUCUUGCAGAUGUCAUCGUCAGCCGAGAAUUUAAGCGAUGAGCCUUUCGUUCAGAAACCUAGAAGCUUCUCGUUAUCUAGCGAACAUAGUCUUAGUCAAUUGCGUCCGAUUAGUGUGAUGUACGGAACGACGGGAAGUGAGACCCGGCUUGAUGACCUGCGCCUGAACAAUUACACUGACCACCCUGGCAUGUCCUCUGUGGCUCAGUGGCUCAAGAGUCUGCGUCUCCACAAGUACGUGUGGCUAUUCACCAACAUUAGCUAUGAACAAAUGAUGGCCAUAGAUGAAAAGUAUUUGGAGAAGCUUGGUGUUACAAAGGGCGCCCGACACAAGAUCCUACUCUCUAUUAAAAAGCUGCAUGAGCGCUCUUCUACCUUGGACGGGGUGAAGGCCGAGUUGACUUCAGGCACUGGGACGGUCCGCAGAGCCCUCGAGAAGAUUCGGAGUGUUCUCCUGUCCCCAAUGCCUCCUUCGUCAGACCUACCUACUUCAUUGGUAGCUGCACUCGAUUUAGCUUCGAAGUGUAUGUCGGGGCGAGCACAGAAUAGCUGUAGUAGCAUUGAGGGUGAAGAUAUGGACCCCAUGUCACUGCACUGCUGGCUCAUUGAGAAGGCCCUGCAUCACGAGUCAUUCCGGUCCAGCGCGUUGCAGGAGUCUCUUCGCCGUCUGCGACACCGCCUACCGCCCGGACAGUUCUUCCGUCAUGUGAGCGACAUGCCCCCCCACAGAAUCAAACCCAGGUGGCGUGGGCCUACGAGCGUGCGUGGCCGUCGGUGGGCUCCGCCUCCGCCGCGCGGCAAGUCCAACUCGUAUCCCCCCUUCCCUCCGCUACCUCCUACGUUGCGACCCCCGCCGCAUGACUACUCGGGCCUGGACGCGCUCUGCCUGCAGAUGACCGAGCAGGCAAUCAACUGAGGACCACUGUGAUAAUAACCCGCCCAGAUAAGCACUUAAAGUCUCGAGGGUAAUCUUCUCUCACGUAAUGACAACGAACUUGACGCGGAUAUGGAGUCCUAUUUCCGGAAAUAUGGCUUGAUUUUAUCAACAACGAUAACUGAAUAGCCGCGGGUAUAUAGAUAUUUGCUCGCUUAAAUUAAUAGAAAAAUUUAUUCUUUAAAGUCAUCACUCACUAUGACUUGGUUGGAUAUUAUUUAUUCAAAACUAACAGAUAAUUAAUAUAAUGUGAAAAAACCUAAUACAUUUUCAUUCCUACUUACAGAGUAGAUGGAACUAUUAUUUUAGUUAGUAAAUAGUGACAAGCGACAGCGGCAGGUGGACAUUUCCCCGCUCUAAGAUAUAACCUGUACAUAAUAUUAUUAUGAGAUGUACAUUAAAUUUGUGUACAUAUUCAUAUAUAGUGAUAUAUAGUAAUGGGGCGGGUAUAAGUUAUUUUGCUUGCUUCUUGUUGACAGUACUACAGGGCAUAUUGUAACAUAGUCACCGACAGCUUUAAAUUGUAAAUCAAUUAAAUCGUGUGUAUUUAAAUAGAAAAUUUAUGUUUGUGUUUUAAACACUUAAUUAAGUAAAAUAAUGUUUACAAUAAUUUUCUUUGUAUAUUGGAAAAUAGCUAUUUAUAAUAAUUUAUUUAUUAUUUAUAAAGUAACUGUUAGUGAUGAGAACCGCAGACAUCGAGAUUCUCCGCCUUUCAUAUUAUAUUAUAAUGGUGGUGUUCUACAUUUAAAAAGAUAAUGCUUCGAUGUGACUCAUUCAAACGAUGUUAGUGAACUGCAAUGUGCUGAAUUUGUUUGGUGCUAACAAGCAUGAUUGCUUCGGUUAGUUUAUAACUGAUAGCUAGAGAUGGACUUGAGCACUGCUCCACUACGCAGAGCUCAUCUGAACUCAACGGCCUACUGGCUGCACCAGAUGGUGUGGACGGAGCAUACUAUUGUGUGUAUCUGAAUGAAGUGUGCGAGGAGCCUACGUUUAGUUGGCUGCAUCUAGAUUGUAUUAUUGAAAUUACUUCGAGCUGUGUGCUAGACCUACCCUCUUUUGCCUCACAUUCUAUGAAGAACACUUACCUCUUUUAAAGAAAACUCUAUAAAGGAUUAAAACGCGUGUAAUUGUAACUGUGUUUUAUACAUUAGACUAGCGGACCGGACAGACAAUAUCCUGUACACACGGCAUAAAUUUGUUCAAAAAAAAUCAAGUUCACUGAUAUACGCGUGGGCAUACAUAUAUGGACUAAAUUCAGUAUGUAAACCAUCCUCAAAUUAUCUGGAACAUACAGGAAAAAUCAUCAAAAUCGGCCCGGCAGUUAAGGAGGUAUUUGUGAAUCUGAACCAUUCUUAAAUCCACCUGAAGAUAUCAUUAAAAUCACAGAAAAUUUCAUUAAAAUCAGUCCAACCGUCUAGGAGGAGUUCAGUGACAAACACAUGCACAUAAGAAAUAUAUAUAUAUAUAAAGAUUUUGCGCAAAAGUUACAAUUUUAUUAUUAUUUUACUUAGCCAAUGUUUCAAGACCUUUCCUGAUCUCAUUUUCAGGGGGAACUGCGGAUGAAAUGACACUAUUACGCAAAAUCUAAUGUAAAAACACAGUUACCUACAAAAUACAAUUACACGCGUUUUAAUCCAUUAAAAGUGUUUUAUUUAAAUGUACAAAUGAUUUGAGUUUUCUUUAGUGUUAAUUGCGCCAAUAUUUGUCUUUAAACAAUUCGACACGUGUUUCGCCUCUACACGAGGCAUCCUCAGGACGUGUUGUCUCGUGCCAGAUUGUUUAAAGACAAAUAUUGGCGGAAUUAACACUAAAGUUCACGGAAUUAACAUCAAAUCAUAUGUAUAAUUAUGGAUUUCCGCAAAGUACUUCAAUAAAUUUUAUUUAAAUGUGUUUAAAACUCGCGUUAAUUAAAGUAAAUACUACACUUAUCUCUAUCGUUCUAUGGUUCAUUCUAUAUUAUUUCCGUGUUUCUUUUUAGGUCAAUUGAAAAGCCGAGGUAAUUUCAAAGCGCGGCGUGUCUGAAUUUGUUUUUUUUUAAUAAUAGUAAAUUGUUGACUGUUUGCCGAGCUGCAUAGUUAGUUUACAUAUACAUGUUAGUGAGGAUCAUUAUGAAGGUUGUUUCAUAUUAAUUCAUCGCUAUUUUGAUAUUUUGACUGGAUCAAAUGUAUUUUGAUUGAGAUGUGUGCAAUUUAUUGAAUACUUAAUUAAAUUUUAUGAAUAAUGUUGUACUCUUUAUUGUUUCUACAAUUAUUUUGUUGAUGACAAUACAGAUAAUUAUGUAAUGUAAUGAAAUAUCUACAUUCAA